UUUUAAUUCGUCACAGUGUACAGAGCAAACGUGUACAGGAAAUGAAUAUAAGAAUAUUUUUGUUUUAAUUAAUGGCGUAAAUUCUUUUGAGCGGCCAUUUUGAAAUUUAAUUUUAAGAUACAUUGUUCGUUUUUUAUUAGAAAAAAAUUGUGGUUAUUAAAAAAAAAGAGUGUUUGCUUCGACUGCCAUUGUGUUUUAAAAGUUCCACACGAGAACGCGAUUUUAAAAAUUCUCGAUCCAAAACUGUUUUAAAGAAGCAAGCAAUCUUGUUUUGUAUCGUCAAGAUGUGUCAAGUUCUUACGUGGAAUCAAAAUGGCGGAAGUUCUGGAAAACGAUGCUCAAUAGUUUUGUGUUUUCGAUUCAUUUUUCAUUUGUUUUUUCUGUCUGUACACAUAGCGGUGUCCGUUUAUGGCGUGCUCAUUGUGUGUGAAAACAUUAACAAUGAAAUUGAUCUACUCAGGCAAGUUUCUGUGUUUUCGUUUGGCUAUGGGACCAAUUGGAAUUUUUUGUUCCAAACGUGCUUUCUGACUCUUUCGCUGAUCUAUGAUGUACUGGAAUGGCUGAAUAAGGUGGACACAAAUAUUGCUACUAAAAUCCAAUACUACAGAGACGUGAUUUUUUCCGGACUGGUCGUGCCCUUGACGUGUUUCAUAUCGUCAAUGUUUUGGAUCGUGUUCUCGAUAGACAGGGAGCUAGUGUUCCCCGAAGUCUACGACCAGAUCGUGCCAUGGUGGUUCAAUCACUGCGUACACACUAACAUCACCAUAGUCGUCAUAAUUGAGACGUUGCUGCAAGCGAGACGCCACCCAAGAGACUUGAAGACAGAGGUCAUCAUGAACGGAACUGUAGGCGUCGCUUACGCCAUUGUGUACUACGCGAUUUACUUCUUCGCGAAACGCUGGUUGUACGCCGUUUUCGGCAUCAUGACCUGGUGGCAGGUCUGUCUCUACCAGCUACUGAUCUGGGGGUCGUGUUUCGCCUUCUACUUCCUUCAGUUCCCGGUCAACAGGCUCUUCCAUCGGGAGGAGGUCCCGUCCCUCCGGGAGAUCAAAGAUGAGAAGACGGGUCCUCCAGCAGAAGAGGAUAUGGACAUAGAUAUUUUGCAUGAUUCAAAACUAUCCCCUUUAGUUGUAAAAUCUUGGAGUCUCAAAUACAGGUCUAUGAGGGACCAAAUGGAAAAUUCUAGAUUAUAAAAUGAUUUUUGUCUGUUUAAAGCUUUAGAUAAAUUUUUGUGUUAAGUCUUUUUAAAUGUUUGAGAUGCUUGUGGCAAGUGUCCACAGCAGAUGCGGUGUGCCUUGUGCCAUGAUGUAGGGUACCAAAUGUGUUAAUUCUGUUGUCCCAUGCCAAAGCGGAUGGCAAAAGACAUUAGAAAUAAGGAAACUGUGUGUGUGUUUGUGUUUGUAAAUAUAGUCCGGUAAUAUAGUCCGGUUUUUUAACGAUCUCGUUAGCGUAAAAGUUAACUCGAUCUGUAUGCAAUUGAAACAGCGCCCCUAGCGGCAAACACAGGCAAACGGCAACUCAAUAACUGUCGGUACUGGAAACAUUGUACCAUGGUUCACUUGCGCACUAAAUAAUAAUAAUAAUAAUGGUUGGUUCGAAGUAAGUAUCAGUCGAAUGGAAUAUUUGAAAUAUAUUCAACUGAGAAUUCCUUUUAAUAAAUGUAUCUUUUUUAUUUGAUUGGUUUUGUUAAUGUUAAGUAUGUUUCAAUGAUACUAUGUACACAUAUGGACUUGUUGUUGUCUGAAAUAAAAUAAUUCAUUCAUUCAUUCAUUCAUUCAUUCAUUCAUUCAUUCAUUCAUUCAUACAUUCACUCAUUCAUUCAUUCAUUCAUUCACUCACUCAAUACAAAUUUGAGAUAACUUUUACGCUAUCGAGAACGUUUAAAAACACUCACUAAGCACACUAAUUAUAUCUACUUGCCGUUAAUGCCUAAGAACUUGCAAUACUGUGAUAAUUGGGAAACCAAUUAAAACAAUAACAUUAAUGUGAUAAUAUUUAUCAAUAAAUAAAUGUGAUCGAAUUGUCUUUA
Bombyx mori (domestic silkworm) is the source of this 2029-nucleotide messenger RNA. Its product is annotated as androgen-dependent TFPI-regulating protein. Lineage: Eukaryota; Metazoa; Arthropoda; Insecta; Lepidoptera; Bombycidae. Gene Ontology annotation, cellular component: endomembrane system; membrane. The transcript is spliced from 4 exons. Bases 285 to 1193 code for a protein of 302 amino acids. The record is from RefSeq and is a predicted model, not a curated record.